Messenger RNA from Spirodela intermedia, 7033 nucleotides. Lineage: Eukaryota; Viridiplantae; Streptophyta; Magnoliopsida; Alismatales; Araceae. The record is from the annotation of a GenBank genome assembly.
AUGGAUAGGUUCAAUGGCUCCGCUCGUCUCAUGAUUGUGUCUGACCUUGACCACACGAUGGUAUGAUGUGCAUAUGGUCUCUCUCUUUGAUCUCUAUGAGUUAACCUUGCUUCUUUAAUGGCUUAACCCAUCAGCUUCUGCUCUCAGGUCGAUCAUCAUGACACGGAGAAUUUAUCGCUGCUUAGGUUCAACGCUUUGUGGGAAUCCGAGUACCGCCAUGAUUCCCUGCUUGUUUUCUCAACUGGAAGGUCGCCAACACUUUACAAAGAACUGAGGAAGGAAAAACCCAUGUUAACUCCUGAUAUAACCAUUAUGUCUGUGGGUACUGAGAUCACGUAUGGUGAAGCCAUGGUGCCAGAUGAGGGCUGGGAAGAGUAUUUGAAUGAAGGGUGGGAUAGGAGUAUUGUUGUUCAAGAAACUGCCAGGUUUUCCCAGCUUACACUUCAGGUAAGAUUCUCCUGUCACAGAGUAGAUUACGCUGUGUUUCUGUCAAUUAUUAUCCUCAUGCCCAGCCCACGUCUGAUAUUUUCUCUUCUUUUCAUUUUUUGACACAGGUGGAAACAGAGCAGCGGCCACACAAAGUCAGUUUUAAUGUUCAUGAGGGGCAUGCUGACGAUGUGCAGAAAUCUCUGUUGGCAUCUUUGGAGAAUCAUGGGGUAUAACUCGUCUCCUAAUUUUCGCCAUUGAUUCGAAAUCAAAUAUAUGUUUGAAGAUUAUUCUUACCAUUGAAAAUUUGUGUGUUGCAGAUCCCCUUUGUAUUUUCUAACUUUUGCUUUACCGUGGUUUUUGAGUAGUUAAAAGUGAAAAUAAUUUAUAGUGGCAGUCAAGACCUCGACAUAUUACCAGAAGGUGCUGGCAAGGGACAGGCACUUGCUUAUCUUCUCAAAAAGUUAAAGUCUAAUGGGAGGUCACCCUUGAACACUCUGGCUUGUGGUGACUCUGGCAAUGAUGCUGAACUAUUCACCAUUCCUGAGGUUCAUGGGGUCAUGGUGAGAAACUUGAAUAGCAUCCAUUGAUUUAUUUACAGCCUCUAUUUGACCUUCUUUACUCAAGUUGCUUUAUGUAUUUUUCUUUCUGAAAUUUCAUUCGAGAACAAUCGAUGCGUAAAUGUCUCACACGUCAUAUCUAAAUUAAUGAAAAAGACUGUGCAUGGAUUUUUUGCACUUAAUAAUGGAUUCUUUUUGCAAGUAUUUUUUUCAUGGAAAGUAUACGAAUUGAUAUAAUUCUUUGUUGUGAAUUCAUUUUAACAUUGUCCAUCAUAAAUACGACAUCGUUUCUGUGGAAAAGGUGCCCAACAUGACAGCCACAGUCAUGUAAAAUCACAGAGAUUUUGGUAAGAUUAUCGAGACUGCAUCAUUUCUGUGUGGACAAGGUGAGCAACAUGAUGACCAUAGUCAUGUACAUUUUAUAGGGCGUCUGGUGAACCUCUGUUUGUUGCAAAUUAGGCUUUCGGACAUCAUACCUUUGGGUUUUGAGAGACAUGGACGUUAGGUGUCCUGCUCCUACUGGAGUUCCACAGUGAUAUUAGCUCUCAGUAGCAUGCUUAUAUUUCAAAUCUGUAUUGUUCCCCUUUCAAAUCAUAUUGUUUUAUUUGUGGAAUAAUCAAAGUAUUAAAUGGGAUGGAAGAAUGGGAAGAGAAUGUGGUAGAAAGAUAGGAACCCCCAUUCUCUCCAUGGAGAAGGCAAAAAAAUUCGCACAUCUUAAUUGUCUUGGUCCAGUGUCGUAGCAGUGCGCCUAACUCAUACACUGUUGAAGAAAAAUGUUGGUUUAAGAAAUGGUUUUUUCGAUGGGUGGAAAAAAGGGAUUAAGACAGAAAGAAGAUGAUUAGGAUGGAUGACUAUCGUUUUAAGUCCAGAAAAUAAGGAGAUGGAUGACUAUCCCCUUGUUGUAUACUUGUUGGUAGGAGUAUGGCAAAAAGUGUUGAACACUCAUCGGUAGAGUACGGCGGCAGAUUUAAAGUGAAGGAGGCAGCCGACUUAGGUAUUCCGGACGUCCACUUCCUUUGGGCUGCUGAAAGCAUGGCGUUCUCAUGGGAAGCAGUCGAUGAUGUUUGGUUUUUGAUCAAUGACAACCAGUGGUAACCUGUUGGUUGGUAUUUGCUGAGAAGAUGACUGCUGAACAUCUUGCGAUUAAUUUUUAUUAACAGUAAAAGAGUGUAUACACUUGAGUAUGAGGAAGAGAAAGGUAGAAAGGAUUAUCGUAGGCAAGGGUUUAAUAACCCAACAUGUAUAGUGUCAUGGCGUAGGAAUAAGAGAGGGCACAUUAUGCAUAGCCUUGGCGCAAGCAUAUUUUUUAUCACAAUAUAACUUCAUAAGCGAACAUCUUGUAUCCUCUAGUCAUAUAGGAUAUUUUCAACCACAGUAAAUCACAGAUUCCAUGAGCCGUGCCCUUGAAUUCAGCUUCAGCACUUGAGCUGACAAUUACAAGUUGUUUCUUUCUCUUCCAUGUCACAAAAUUUUCUCCCAGGAACAUGCAAUAACCUGUAGUGAACUUUCUGUCAAAUAGUGAUUGUAUAUAGUCUGCAUUUGUAUAAAUUUUGAAGUUAGCUCUCCACCUUUUUAGAAUAAGAGUUCUCUCCCAGUUGUGUCUUUGAGGUACCGAAGUAUUCUCUAAAUUUCUUGUACGUGCCGACCUCGAAUGUAGGACCUCCUCGGGUGUGAUGUAGGACUCUAUUGUGAAUGUAAACUUAAGAUAAAUGUAGAUUGAUGUUCCUAUAUUUGAUUUCGUGGAAGAUCAUUACGAAACAACGAAUCCAUGCUCUCAUCUUUCCUAGAAGUCUUCCCUUGAAGAUGCGGAAAUCAGACUGUGUAGAAAGGGUUGUUCUUAGAAAAGUUAAUAUCCAUACUGAAAGGACUAUGUCUAGGAGGAUGAUAACAUUUUUAUUUUUGAUUUUUGGAAUAACUAAUGAAGAAUCAUUUUAGGCGUCGAAGAUGUAAAUUAGAUCAAUGUCUAUGUGGACGUGAAGAACCAAAUAUUUUUGAGGAUACACAGCCUGUUUUGACACCCUUAGGAUAAAGUUAGGACAGCAGCCCUAGAGGAAAUUUAUUGCCAAUUUAUUAAAAUGCAUCUACUUACAGGAUUUUGGUACCCUAAAUUAGAAAAACAAUGCCCCAUGACUUUUAAGAUGUCUAUUUUUGCAUGUAGCAAGCCCAUUUUUUGUUGGGAAUUAUCGACACAUUAGCAUCUGUAGACUAUUCCCUCCUUCUGGAAAAAGAAGGUGAGAAAUUGGGUUAAAUACUCUUUCCCGUGAUCAUACCAAGCCCUCUUGAUACUUUUUCCAAAUUGAGUUUUAACCAUAUUAUAGAGUAUUGACAUGUAGCAUCAAUUUUUUCUUAAAUAAGAUACGACCAAGUUUUACAUGCACAAUUACCAAUACAUCAGACAAACCACUUAGCAUCAGUAAUGGGAAUUUUGGAUAGGCCUGAAAGACCAGGAUGAACUGAGGAGAAAAGCUCUGAUGAUUUUAUUGAACACCAAAAAGGAAAGAAACAUGAUUAUGUUUUUGCAAACUCGCUAACAUCACAUUGUAAGGUAUCAAUUGAAAUGUUUCCACGUGAGGAAAGCGUAGUUCGAAGAGUCUGAAGAGAUCAAUGACCAAGUCUUAAAUGACGAAACCAAAUUUUGGAUUUUUCCGAGGAGAGGGAUGUAUAGUUGGAUGAGCAUAGCGACAACUGAUUUUUCUCACUAAAGUCACCUUUAUUUUCUUCAAGAUUAACAACCCGUUUCUUAGCAUAUCCAACGACCUUACCUUUAGUAAAUUGUAAAAUUCAGGUCUUUGGUAAAUUUUCAGAUGUAUAGAAGAUUGAUUGAUUGAAAAUGAGAGGGUAGGGGUAACUUUAACGCUGCUGUGACCAGUGAUUCGGACAGCUGACCCAUCAGGCACAUUAAUUUUCCGAUUUCCAAAGGUUAGGCAUGUAUUAAUUAAGUUUAUUUUUUUUAUUGGGUUUUAGGGUUAUUGGAACUAGAAUCUGUGAGCCAUGGCUCAAAGUAAAUAUACUCGGAAACUUUAGAAGUGCCAGAACUCAGACGCUCACCCCUCUGAGCCAAUGAACGCAUACAAGAAGUCUUGGUGAGAGAGUUGAGUAGACCUUUCAGUUUUUUGAUGUCAUCUUGCUGAAUUAUUUCCCAUAAUUAGUUAGCUCAUCUUGGGAAGUAUUCUCAUUAACAAGGUUGACUUGGCUUAAUUGUGUUUCGUUGAAUCUACCAUUCUUUAUUGAUAUGAGCUUUCUCAUGAUGCUUGAAGAAAUUAUCCCUCGUAUGUCAGGGCUUUUUGUUCUAUCUCAUUCUAUCUCAUUCGGACUGUUCGGAAUCAUUACCCUUAUUUUUGAGUUCUGGAUUCUACUGCAUACUUUCUUCAGCAGCUGUACUCUUCUUGGUCAUAAUAGCAGAACCUUCAUAUGACUGUGUAUUCAGUAUAAAAUCUUUCCUAGUUCUUAUCUACAUGGAUGAUGAGAAAAGCUCACUAAGUGACGGUAGUCAGUCCUUUCCUAACACUUGCACACGUGAUCAUAUUCCAUAUUUAGUCCUACUAGAAAAGCAAAAAAAUUGUAUCAUCAGCAUACAUCAUCUUAAAAUCUUGAUAAUGAUCCAUUUCAAGCCAAAGACCGUUCAAAUAGUUGAAGAAUUCAGUAAUAGGAAGAGAACAUGGCGCUUUAUCACUUUCAGAAAUCAUUGCCGCGUAUUUCUUCAUCAAAUUUAUCUUUUGACUAUUAUCUUGCUUCAUUGAAUUCUAUACUCAGGACAUGAUCAUUGACUAUUCCUCAUCUCAUGCUUGGAACAUAAGAUCAUUCUCGCUCGGACUAGUCCCAUCUAAUUAGCAAAUCUUCUCUUUUUCCUUCAAGAAUGUUCUCACGAUCUCUGACCAUCGCAAUUAGUUUUUUUCUAUUCAAGAGGUAGGCGCCAUUAGUGCAUUGACACUUUCCACUGAGAACUCAUUGAUGGGAAAUCUAGGACAACUUCAGAGGUAGACACACUGUUCUAGAAAAUCUAAGAUAUUUCACAGAAUAGUCAGAAAUUAAUGAAGAAAACAGGUGUCAAUGAAGGUCAUGAAAUAUUUCAGGGAGGUGCUGGGGUGGCGAUAAAGGCCAAUAGAGACAGUGGAUAACGAAAAAGAUUAGGCUUGAAAAAUACUAGUGGUCAGGUUACCGUCGUGGCUCUGACGCCAUGAUGAAAGAAUUUAUUCUCUAUAACAUAUAUGGGGCUGGAAGAGAUUCUCUCCUGCUAUCUUCAGAAGGCCUGAAAAUUGAGCGUGCCCAGAAGGGGAUUAUAGAAAGGGAAAACGAAAAAAAAUAAACAGGAAAACAGAACUUCCUAAAAAGUUUCUAACAGCUUUAAGUUUCUGGAAUACUAUAUAUUAAGGAAAAGUGUUAUAUUUAGGAAUAUAUCUCUGAAAUUAUUUGACGAUAUUCAUCAAUAAGCUUGCUAGUUGGAGCUGAUGAUUGAUGCCGCCAUUGCAUUUAGUUAACUUGCCAAGAUGAAAAAGGAUAAAGCUUGCUUGAAACCUUUGGAAACCAAACCAAAUUGAUAAGGUCUUCAGCCGGAAAACAGUCGGAAAGGGACAUCUUCUUACGAGAAGAAGUAUUAAAGAAAGGAAGAACAGUCAAUUCGAGUGCUCCGGUUAGCACGAGCUGAAUGAAAACAGUGGAUAUACUCCCUUUCCAUAGGACUUCCCUGCGAAUCAUGAUUACGACAGAUAUAUUUAAUGUUUCAAUAGUGAAAAUUUUAUGAUCCUGCACGAUGUGAAGCUCGUUGAGCAUCUGCCAGGUACAUACAUGCCAUCUAAUGUGUCCAUCUAGUCGUCUUAUUAAUGCGUGCGUAGGUCUGACUGCAUAUUCUUCUUCGGAUAAAUCUGACUGCAUGAUGUUCUUGACUUACCUUGUAUGAGCAGAAUUCUGACAUUCAGUUCGUAUGUAGGUCAAGAAUGCUCAAAAGGAACUACUGCAGUGGUACACAGAUAACGCCAAGAGCAACCCAAAAAUACUUCAUGCAACUGAAAGGUGUGCUGCUGGUAUUAUUGAAGCCAUCGGUCAUUUUAAUCUCGGCCCAAAUUUGUCUCCAAGGGACGUUGAAAACCUUUCCAGUUAUAAGCUCGAGAGCUUCUGCCCUGGUCUUGAGAUAGUGAAGCUGUACAUCUUGUAUGAGAGAUGGCUCCGUGGUGAGAUGGGGAGCUCUGAACUUAUCCAGAACUUGAAGGCCAUCUGUGUGAGUCCGAACACCAUUGCAUAAGAUAUGUUUCCUUUUCUGGAAUAAUCAAGAAGAAACAUCCAAGCCUGGGUCUGGAUUUCCUGUCUUUUCUUCUCCUCUUGGCCUUAAUAAUUUGUUUUACCCGUUGAUUUUCUUCUCCUUUUACGUCUUUCUGACAAAACCAGUCAUGAUUUUAGUUACUAAUUCUGGCGACGGCUAACCCGAAUCUGCAUAUAUAUAUAUACUAAUAUAUAUAUGUUUUCUGGCAGCACCCAUCUGGCGUCAUGGUCCACCCAUCAGGCAUUGAGAAAACUCUUCAGGAUACCAUGGACGCCUUGGAACCUCUCUAUGGCCACCUUAGAGGAGACAGAAGCCGUCGCGUAUGGGUCGAUAAGGUUUCUCUUAGUCAGAUUUGUUCGGAUGCCUGGCUAGUUAAGUUCGACAAAUGGGAGUCCUCUGGUGAGCUCCAUUUCUGCUCGAAUUCCCACUUUUUAUGAACUUUACAGUCUUGAUUAUCCUCAAGACCUUUACAGAUAAAAAAAAUAUUUUUUUUUACUCAUGGAAUAUGCGCGCCCUAUUCAAUGCUGGUGCGUUGACAUUUGGAAGCUCUCCUCACAGGUGGGGAGCGCCGCGGUUGCGUGAGCACUGUUCUACUAAAGUCAAAGGUAACUUAACCUACGAUCUUGAUUGUACUGUUCUAGUAAAGUCUCUGUCGCAGCCUGUUUAUGUACUUGUUUAAUCUUUGAACAUCUAUCAGCCGGAGGGCGCCAAUGGGUUCGAGCUGGUGCACGUGCACGAGACAUGGCUGGACGGACAAGGCGGCGGCGAUGGCGCUGCUUGGGCUUUCUAG